This is a messenger RNA of Cheilinus undulatus (humphead wrasse), 1682 nucleotides long. RefSeq lists its product as uncharacterized. The coding region runs from base 61 to 1170 and encodes 369 amino acids. The transcript has 9 exons. The record is from RefSeq and is a predicted model, not a curated record. NCBI's taxonomy places the organism in Eukaryota, Metazoa, Chordata, Actinopteri, Labriformes, Labridae.
UGUGCCAGGCGACACCGGCGUUUGGAGGACAGGCAGGUGACACAGACAUUGGACCACAGCAUGUCAGGAUUAAAAUACAACGUGACACUGCCUGUGGCGGUGGGCUUUAUGCUGGUGGGCCUCCCUUACUCCAUCUCUUUAGCUGCUCAGUGGCUGUAUGGCUGGCCAAACAAACCCGGAUAUAAGAAGUACAUGGAAGCUCUAAAACCGAGACGAAUAUACUGUUUGACAAGAGCUGUCCUGGAGACCUUGAAGUACCUGCAGUAUGGGAGACUUUACUUUCAGUGGAAGUCAUGGUACAAGAAUGACAAAAACCGUAAACAUUAUGAAAAGGGCAUCACAUUUGGCCGCAGAGGUAACAGGCUUGACUUGUACCACCCUCCAAAUGGGGGCAGAUCUAAAGAUGUGCCCUCGCCACUGGUGGUUUUCAUCUACGGGGGGGCAUGGGGCUCCGGGGAUCGAUCCAUUUAUUGUCUGCUGGCCCGGCAGAUGGCUGAAGAACUGAAUGCUACUGUCAUUUGUCCUGAUUACUGCACAUAUCCAAAGGGUAAUGUUUUAGCAAUGGCGCAGGAUAUCGCUGACUGCUUAAUUUGGGCCCAAGAGAGUGGAGCAAAGUUCAGCUUUGACAAAAAUAAUAUCGUGUUGAUUGGUCAUUCAGCGGGUGCACAUUUGUGUGCACUGACCACACUGUUUCUCAUUGAUGCAAGAGAAGAGCUUUUCAUAGAGGUCAGCAAGCAGAGGGAUGUCACACUGGCAAUAAGAGGAGUUAUUGGUCUGAGUGGGGUUUACAACAUCAUGGAUCAUUAUGAGCAUGAGCAGAGGCGUGCAAUCGAAUACGUCUCCACUAUGCAUAAAGCCAUGAAUGGAGUAGAGAACUUCCCGUAUUAUUCACCAGCACAUUUACUGAAGAAGUUCAGUCAGGACACACUGAGCAGAGUGCCUCCGUUUGCUUUGCUCCAUGGGACCAAUGACAUAAUCGUCCCUUUUGAAUCUUCCACAAAGUUCUCUGAGCUCCUCACCUCACUGUCCAUAAAGGUGUCACUCUACCUGCUGCCAAAAGUUGACCACACCGAGAUGGUCACCGACCUCAUGGCGUCUGACAGGCGCUUCUACCAUCCCAUCUACAGCUGUAUCAAACAGGAGUACAGAAAACUUUUGGGAUCCUGCUGAUGUCCAGACAGAUCACAGAAAAAUCAUCCAUUCAUCCAUUUUAUUUACAGAUUGUGGUGAUUGUUUACAUAAUUACCUUAUACCUCAGAGUUAAACCGUGUAAGCCUUGAUUUUAACUUAAUUCCUUUAAGUAGUAAUUCCAUCAGUUUGGUUUAUAUUCCAAGCUGUUUCCUGAUUGUUACUGAGUAAGUUUGAAUCUGUGUUUUGGAAAAGAGUGACUAAAAUCCUGAUAAUGUCAUUUUAAUAUUUUCAUAGUGGCAUUAUUCAGAUUGAAGGAAAGUUGAGCUACCAGCUGUGAACCAAUGACCAUAUUAUGAGGAACAACAGAAGCUUUCUACAUAUUAUUGAAAUUGGAGUCCAGGCAGCAGAUCUGACCUGCACCUGGCCCCAUCUGUACACUGCUUAUUCAUUAACCUUCAUGAUGUCACCAAAUGAAAGUUUUCUCGAUUGUCAUUAUUAUCUUGAAUAACUUGUUUUGUUGAUUUCAGUCACAUUAAAACCAAGUGAAGGAA